AGGCGCACAGAACGAUCCCACUGAAACCGGAAACACACAGAGAGAGAGAGAGAGAUCCCAGAGCCAGAGCCGGACAGAGACCCAGCGGGACAGAGACCCAGCCACUGAGGGACCCACCGGGAGAUGCCUGUCCCCACCGUGAGGGUGAUCCACUGACGCAGUUAAAUCUCGAGCUCGGUGGGCAGUACAUUGAUCCAGUCUACAGUUUCCCCAGUUGUGGGGAGUCCCAUUGUGUCGGUACAAACUACAGGGGAUUGAGAGAGAUGGUGCAGAGCAGCAGCCUCAUUUACCCACUGUCUGGGCACAGCAGUGAGGUAUCAGCCCUGCAGAGAAAGACCACCAUUCCUGAGGACCCCCUACCCCUGAGGAUGGAAGCCUUGCCAGUUCACCUGGUCAUUCUCCCUGCAGCCACUGGACAGGUGGCUGGGGGAGGUCAGAGGGACUCGGUGCCCACUUGUACCAAUCCAUACGUCCAGUCAAUUAUUGUACUGAUGGAGCCAGCUGGGCAAUUAGUGGAGGAGGACGAUUGGCUCAGUGACUCAGAGGAUGAUGCUGUGUCCAGUGAGUGGUCUGUCGAUGGUGAAGAUGAUUGUUCUGGUUACGAACAAAGUGACGAAAGUGAAGCUGAUGAGCUUUGGAACUCCUUUUUUGACCAUGACCCUUACAAUCCCAUGAACUUUUCAGCCCUGACCUGGCAGCAGAGCAGAGGAACUAAUAAACAGAAUUAUAAUGACUCAAAACCAUGUGAUGCUCAAGAGGCUGAGAAUAAUACUGACUCAUUUGAUCAAAAUACUGAUCUCUCUAAGUCACGGAGUGUCUCUGUCUGUGCUGCCACAAAUCAAUCCACUGAUAGCAGAGAGAUCAGAGACCAAAGUACUGAGCGACUAGAGGAGGUGGAUGUACCUAGUCCUGGUUCAAAACCACUCCAACUUGACAAUGAAGACUGUUCCAUCCCAAGUGUGAAACCAAAAACAUCCAAGUCAGAUGGAAAAACUGUCAAAAAGGUUCGAUUCUCUCCUGUGGUAACAGUGCAUUCAAUGAUUGCAUGGGAUUUUGCCUAUCGAGCUGCUCGAAAGGGUCCUUGGGAACAGUAUGCACGGGACCGCAGUAGAUUCCAGCGUAGGAUUGCUGAAGCAGAGGCCGUGAUCAGCCCCUGUUUCAAUCCGGAUCACAGGAACUGUGUGUGGAAUAAGCUAGCUGGAGUUUAAACAUUCCUGUGGAAAAAGCCCAAACUGUGCUAAACAGGAAGGAAGUACCAAAGUUAAACACUGACAAAUAUCCUCCUUGUCUGUGUUGAAACUGUGCACUGAGAUACCAGUCAAUGGAAAUCUGACUUUACUAAGUUAAUUAUUUAUAAAAACACUGCCAAUGCAAAAUAAUAUUUCAUGAUGGCUUUUUAUAUAGUCAGUAGUUUUGUGGCCCUGUGCUUACAAAUGUCACUGGAUAAAGAUUGUUUAUUUUAAAAAAUUAAAUAUUGUACUUAACUGA
This is a messenger RNA of Chiloscyllium plagiosum (whitespotted bambooshark), 1488 nucleotides long. RefSeq lists its product as uncharacterized. Gene Ontology annotation, molecular function: protein phosphatase regulator activity. NCBI's taxonomy places the organism in Eukaryota, Metazoa, Chordata, Chondrichthyes, Orectolobiformes, Hemiscylliidae. Gene Ontology annotation, cellular component: endoplasmic reticulum; protein phosphatase type 1 complex. The record is from RefSeq and is a predicted model, not a curated record. Gene Ontology annotation, biological process: response to endoplasmic reticulum stress.